CAAGAGUGGGGAACUAAAACGAACCGGUCACAGAGCAAAGGCAGUGGGCUGGUCUGUAGACCUGGCCGCCGGACGCCCCACCUAGGGCGCCAGUGGGGUCCCUUAGCUUCGGGAUGCUUCAUCCCGACUCUCCUGGGACUACUUGAGAUUUGACUCCUUGCUGUGCAACGCCUCCCGAAUCUUUCCUUUUCUUAGCUGGACGCAUCCUUAAGGUCCUGAAGCAGGCCCAGCAGCCCAGCUCUCGGGGUCUCAGGAGACUGGGCCAGCUACAGCUGGAUCCACCAGGGGCCCUGCAGGCAAUGUCCUUGGCCCUGGGAUGACCUGCCUGGUUCCCGAGCUCAGGGAGUCAGGAAAGUCUGCCCUCCGGGUCGCUUGGUUCUUCCUGGGGAGUCGCCACACGCACAUUGACGGCUGGGGUUUCUCUGUGCUGUAAUCCCUUGCGUCUUCUUGCCUGGCUGCAAAUUCGGAUAAGUUCUUCCCGCUGAACUCUUGGGUUCCCCAGCGGAGCUUUCUUAGCUUCCCCCAAAACCGGAUCUUGGUUGUUCCUAAUGGCCUGCAGAGAAGGAUAACUGAUACAUCACCUGAAGCCAUCAAGUCUGUUACAGUAUCAAACUUCACAUCUGUGCCGGAGUAUGCUGCUCACAGGAGAACCUUAUCACACAGCUCUGAACUACUAAUGCCUGGGAGGAUCACUUUUUGUCUCUGUGGACAAGUGAUCCCUGCUGUUGCUGCCUUUGUUUAAAAACCAAGACAGUUUGUUGUGCUGACAUUCCCGCCUGUGAUUUCUGCUGCUGCUGUCAUGAACGUGCAAGGCCAGUUUCCUCGCUCUUAAGCCCUGUGUGAAACGCAGACGCGGACGCGGAAGCGGACGGACUUUUGAGCGCGCCUGCCCACGCCUUCCCUCUUCGUAGAGAUGUCGGAGGCUGACCCCUCAUCUGGAUUUGCAGGAAGUGUGGAGAAUGGAACUUUCCUGGAGCUGUUUCCCACAUCGCUGUCCACAUCGGUGGACUCGUCCUCGGGCCACCUGUCCAACGUCUACAUCUAUGUCUCCAUAUUCCUCAGCCUCCUGGCUUUUCUGCUUCUGCUGCUGAUCAUCGCUCUCCAGAGGCUGAAGAACAUCAUCUCCUCCAGCUCCUCCUACCCGGAGUAUCCAAGUGACGCUGGGAGUUCUUUCACCAACUUAGAAGUGUGUAGUAUCUCCUCUCAGAGGUCAACGUUUUCAAACCUCUCAUCCUGAAGGAAAUGGAAGGAUAUUCCAAACGAGAAUGGUUUCUCUGUACUGAAGGUAUUGCUUCACGAAAGAAAUGGCCAUUUGGGCAGAUCUGUUUUCCUCCUUCAUUUUUUAAAUUUCUUUUCUGCUCCGGAUGUGCUUCAUUUGUGAAAAGAGGAGGAAACGCUGGUGGAAAUGCAGGUAAACUUUGAGGCAUGGGAUUCCGCACAAAAUUCUUGGCCCAUCUGGAGCCUGCUCAGCACUGUGUUGGACACCACAGAUGCAACUGAGAGGACUGCAGGGGAUGCUGGGAAGAGACACUUCCGCUCUGACUCUCUCUUACAAGAACCUGGGACUAACUGAGCAGGCGCAAACUGGAAACCCAAGUCGAGACUAUUUAGAAGAUAUUUUCUGUAUUUAAAAGAUAAAACAGAGACAGGAGAGGGAGGGAGGGAGAGAGAAAGAGAGACCUUAUAUUUAACAUACAACAUUUCCAAAAGGAGGUUAAAAUAAGCUGAAUGUUUUUUAUUUAAUCUCACCUUAGCAAAUGUCACACAUGAUGAGCAGAAGUCCCUUGGGAAUGUUCUAGGGGCUUGGAAAGCUGCAGUGGCACAAGGAAAAGUGUGUGGUAAAGCAGUUUGCACUUCUUUCUGCUUCUGGGUUUCCUCCCGGCUCGUGCAGCAGUCAGAACGCUCUCUGGUGAUGGAAUCCUUUGUGAUGCCUGCUGUUGCUAUUACUAAGGGAAGCCCAGAAGAGGCACAAUUCAUUUUAAUUUCCUCGUUAUUGUUUCCGUCCAGCAGGAAUUAAAUAUAAAGACAUAUGUGUAUUCAGUUGCGUUUUAUACAGGAAUAUUCUUAGCACUUGUGUGCGCCUUCCCUGAGUUUGUCUUCAAAGCUUUACUGCAGAAGGACAUGGUGUCUGAGGGGUCAGGUGUUUUGCUCACCUGACUCUGCAAACCUUAGCGACCUACCACUAAUAGUUGUGUCAGACUCUGUGAACUCGACCUGUCUCUGAUGAUUUGUUUAUGUUGACAUAAUACUCUAGGUCUUUAAGUGUUGUGUUAAGGCUAAAAGCCGCGGACAUUGCAAUGGGAUAUCUGCAGGUACUUCAGUGCUGCUGGGAGCUGCUUGACCGAGGCCAACCACGGGUGUCAUGUGAGAUGAGGCACAGUUGUGAGCACAAGAAAAGGCUGUGCAGGGAAUUGAUCAGAGCCAACAGCAGCUUGUAUGGAUAAGAAUUUAAAAUCAGUUUUUAAAAUAAAUGGUCCACAGACUGAGAGCACUGAGCUGAGUAACCUUUGAGUGCCAACAUACAAGUCUUUCUUAGGUAAACUAGUUAUUCCCUGCUCGCAACAUUUAAUAAUCUCAAACACUGGAGCUCCAACACACCCUGUGGAUGGGUUGUGCAGUCAGGACUCCCUGGGGACUGGAAUGGUUGGAAGUGUUAAACAUUUUACAGGCCCUGCCUGACAUCCUAGAUAUGCUGAGGGCUGAGAACUGGUGAGGAAGGAAGUGGCCGCUUCCUUCUUUUUCCUCCACAAUCAAUUUGGGACACACUUACUUAUAUAUCAAAAGUAUCUACAGACCCCAUCAGACAAGUGCUGCCCUACAAUGUGUAGUGAAAAUCUUGUGUCUGCUGUCAUGUAAAGUGUGGCACUACAGAGUCAAAUCUUGAACCAGAGAAGUUCUGUAGUUUGGGUGGUUAUUGCCGUUCUCUGAGUAUCUGUGGGCACAAGCAUUUGUGUAAAUAUGUACAUGCAGUGUGUGCACAGAUACAUGAAUGUGUGCACAUGUUUCCGGGAAAAAGUUGUGGGACAGCUAUCAGGAAUUCAGAAGCAUCUGCAAGGUCACCUCUGUUCUUCUGAUUAUUUUGGUUCUGAGGUUAUUUGGGUAAAGAGAUUUUAACAAAUAAAAGGACAAACAUCCCAAAUGACAGGCCAACCUGAUUGGGUCCUGCCCUGCGGGGGUAACUUCAUAAUCUUUUCUCCUGGAAUAGACUCAAAGACUUUAGACAGCAAAACUACCUAAGUCAAAUAUCUUGCCUCUCUGCAGGUGGGCCCCCCUGGCUAGCCACGUGAUUCUUGCACCUUGAGAUAAAUGGAAUAAUUAGUCGUAGGACUCAAAGAUGGGAAACAGGCAACACCACUAAGCACUGUACAACUUGAGGGGAAUCUGUCUUGUGGAAAGCGUUCAGUGAGACUGGAAUACAGGUAUUUGAAUAAAGAAGUGGAGUCUGUUGAAA
Rattus norvegicus (Norway rat) is the source of this 3451-nucleotide messenger RNA. The record is from RefSeq and is a predicted model, not a curated record. NCBI's taxonomy places the organism in Eukaryota, Metazoa, Chordata, Mammalia, Rodentia, Muridae.